UUAUUAGUGUUACGUGUAUCAGUAUAUACAUGUAGUAAAAUACAUGUGCGAUUCGCGUGUCACCAAAUGAGAGAAAGAUCGUUUAAAGGUGAACCUAACACACACACCUUUUAAAAUUCAGUAACAGAUACAGUAUGACAAAAAUGUAUUACACUGCAACAUACAGCUGUCUUGUCCUUCUAGGAGUCAUUGGUUAGCAUAUGGGGCAAACAAUUUAAAAAAACGGAAUCGUUGAAACUGAGGGGCAGGUGCGUAAAACUCCGUAAUUUAGAAAUCAAUCAUAUUGCAAGAAUUAUACUACUACAAAGGAUACGUUGGAUAAAGCUAAAUAGCAAUGGUUUGGGUGGAUGUAUCUAAGCAUAUUUGCAAUAUCAUAAUAUCUAUUGUCACAAUCCUAACAAUUGGUAUCAUAACGUUUAAUAUUUAUUAAACUUUUGACGAAGUAUUCCUCAGAUUUGCCAAAGACGCUAGCGAAACAAGUCGACCUCGUUUCAUAAAUGUCACAUUAGAUAUCACACGAAAAUUCUAGCAACGGUGUCUGUACGUAGUGUCGCGUUAAAGACCCCGAAAUUUCAGACAAUGUCAAAACUGUUCAGGAGUAAACUUCAAUCAUGCUUUAUUGCUUCAACUACGAAGACAGAUAUACAUUAAUGUUUUUAAACAACAGUACAUAAAUAUCACGGAAUAUGUUAAUUAUCUUGCAACAAAAAAUAAGUGUACUCAGCUGUGCUCAACAUUAUAAUUCUCCAGUUAGCGAUAAUCAACUUUAUUUGCCAUGUACCGUCAUUCGUAUCCUUUUUUUUUUAAGUGGGACGAAAAGCAGUGGACGAGUCCGAAAUAAGUAUUGACUAUCUGGAGAGGAUCUUCGGUAAUGCAAGUUUACCAGGAGGUCGCUUCCGUCCUCGGGCGUGUUCGCGGGGUUUGGGGAGGACAGCCAUUAUAAUACCGUAUCGGGACAGAAGGAAACACCUACUUCAGUAUCUCAAUAAUGUACUCCCCAAGCUACUCAAACAGCAGAUAGACUUCACUAUUUUCGUCAUUGAACAGAAUAAUGGUUCCAGCUUUAACAGGGGGCUGAUGAGAAAUGUUGGUUUCCAGGAAGCCAUGAAGUCUGGACAAUUUGACUGUUUUAUCUUCAAUGACGUAGAUACGAUCAUCGAGGAUGACCGGAACAUCUUCUAUUGUAAUCGGGAUAUGGUACGGCAUCUGGUGUCCGCUAUUAACCGCGACUAUUACAGAUUGCCGUACUAUACACUUGUGGGUGGAAUCAUUGGAUUUACAGCAGAGCAAUUCCAACGAAUUAACGGUUACUCCAAUUUAUUUUUUGUAUGGGGUGCUGAAGACGACGAUUUAUACCGACGGAUAAUCAGUGAGGGAUAUCUUAUAGAACGACCUCCGGAACUUAUAGCAGCUGUUACUACACUCAAACACACAGCAGAUCCAGUUUUCAAGGCUAGGAUGACUAUAUACAAUUCCAUCGAUGGAUAUUACAUGUCAGAUGGACUGAACAGUUUAGAGUAUGAAGUAUUAGAUUUCAAGCGGAUGAAACUAUUCACCUGGAUACAUAUAGAUGUGAACGAACACGCAAUUAAAAAGCUUUUGUUUUAGAUAUCUGAGAUGUCGAGAGAAUCUGUGAUAUAUAAAUAAUGUCCCUAAUGUUGAUAUCGUUAUAUAUGUAGAAUUGCAUGACGAUGUCUUUAUACAACCCUACGAAUUCGGGUGGCAUUCCUAUCAACUUGAAAUGUCCUGGCCCGAUUAUUAUGACGCCAUAAUGUAAAGAUCGGAUUUCACUGACCCUUCUUUGAAGAUGGCUGAUCUAAUUUUUGAUGCAUUGAUGUAAUUUUCUAUUGGGUUAAAACAUUCUAAAUAUCAGUAAUGAAGUAAAUUAACGACUUGCUUGUAGUAUUCAUUCAUAUUCAACAUAAAUGUGAACGGGAGACCAAAAUUUAUAUUGCAUGAAGUAAUCUGGCACUUCAUGUUGAAUUUCUAAGUUUUCAGUUGCCUUUAUAUUGAUUAUAUCAAUAUUACUGCAAACUAAAAGCAUUUCAAUGCAUAAAUGUAUAUGAAAUAUUAAUACAUCACGUGUUGGGAUGGUUAUAAAGUCGAAUAAUUCGCCUGCUCAAAGAAUAUUUUGUUUGCUGGUAUUCCAUACCGAACUAAUCUAUUUUUGUUUAAAAGACAUUAUUUUAAUUUAAGCUUGCCCAUUUUAAUGUCAUUUUACUUGAGUGGCAAAUGAAAAUAACAAAGUAGAUCUACUGAAAGACUUCCUACUGAUGAGAUGGCUUUAAUAUUUUAUUUCUUGUUUUUCCUUUUGUCCCUUUUCUGCAGUUUUGUACGUCUCUCUCUUUUAAACAUCUGCUAUUCGUGGUUUAAUUUGAUGGAUCUUCAUACACGUUUUAAUGAUAAUUUUCUUACACAUAUAGCAGAGACUUGGAACAUAUUUUACGUUUUGUUUUUCAUUGUUCUGCCUUUUUUUCUAAAAUAAAAAUGAUGUAUAUGAAACUGUUGAUAUUGAAACGCGAUAUGCGGUGUUGAUGAUUUAGUGCUUUCACAUACUAGGUUUGAUAAAUAGAAUCUUCUGCAAAUUUAUAGUAUUAUAUCAAAAAGGAGAAAGUAUCAGAAUAUAGCCACACAAAAUAAAGCUCAAAUCAACAUCAAUAAUAAAAAUAUAAAAUUAGGAAAUGAGGGAACGUUUACAAAAAAAACUAACACAUUUAUUAGUAGACAGUCAUUAGAUUCUUAAAAUCUAGGACACAAUGACAAUUGUAAAGCCCCCUCCGUGUUGACUGACUGUCAUGUAUAAUCCAUGCGAAUGAUUAGAGAGUAGAUGUGCUAUUGCCAUUCUCCAGGCAAAUUUGAAGAAAUCAGCUUUUAGAAAGGACUUUUUUUUUGUAACUCAACCUAGCAAACCUUCGACCAUUACUUUCUCAAGCAGGUUGAUUUCAUCAAAGAUACUCUAUCAGGGAGGAGAGAAUUUGAAAUGGGUAAAUAAAGGUUAGUUGGGCUGUUAUUGUAUUUCUGUAUUUGAAAUACUGAAAUCCUAUUUCAGAAUGCUCUGUGUAAAGGGUGAAAAAAAAAUGUUCUCGCUCCUCAACUUCUUUCCUAUACUCUAUCCGACUUGCACACUAAAUUUCGAAGGAAAGAUUUUGUCUGUAAAUCCACGUUAAUCGUAUGUCUCCUGUCGAUUUAAAUGACAAUCAUUUAAAUUGUUAUCUUGUUUACAGUGAAUAGCAUAGCAUAUAUUCAUUUCCACUGUGAACUUCUGGCAGAAGCAAUUUAAGUAGAAUAUUGCCUUUAAUGCGGUUAAGUAAUGUUUUGACUAACAAAAUCAACUAAAACAUUGUUUUGCUUUACUUAAAGGUUUAUACUAUCAUCAACAGUAUACAACUAUAUGCUAUUGAUUUUAAUGAACGGAAUGAAGGAAGAAUCUCAAUUUGAUUUCUUGAAAGUAUCAAUGUAUUACAUGGAUAUAUAUAUAUAUAUAUAAAUGCAAAUAUGAUGUUUUUGCAGAUAUAUUUAUACAAAAGUGAUGAACAUGAACUGAUUUUUGAGUGAUCCUUACGUGUGAAAAGUUGGUAUUCUGUAUUUAUUAGAUCGUCUCAUUUCAUGCUCAACACAGUAUGUACAAUUAAACACUUUUGUGCUGCGCUUUUAUUGAAAUCCCUUUUCAUUUAAGCUACUUAAAGUCAGGGAAAUAUGAAAAAGAAAAUAAUAUGAAUAUUUACAAACGUGCAUGUAUGCAAUUUACAUAAACAUCAUGACUAAGUACUGUGUGAAUGUGGGUAUACGUUGAAUGAGAUUAUGUAUACUAGGUCAAAAUAAAUUGUCAUUCAUGUACCUGUCGUUCAUAUUUAUAUGACGUCAAAGUUAAACAGUAUGCAUAAAGCUUUGUAACCGAUUGGAUCAGAUUAUUCGUAUGAUGUCAAGUUGAAAAGCAUACGUGAACCGUUGUAUCUGGUUGCAUAAGAUGAUUCGAAUGACGCCUAAGUUAAACAGCAUACAUUUAGCUUUGUAUCCGAUUUGUAAGGUAAUUUCUCUUGACACCAAAGUUAAACAGCAUAUUUUCAGCUUUGUAUCUGAAUGAUUCAGAUUAGUCAUAGAACGUCAAAGACCAUAUAUUUAGCGUUGUAUUUUGUUGAAUGAGAUGAUUCACAUGACGUCAAAGUUGAACAGCAAACCUUCAGUUUUGUUACCGAUUGGAUCACAUAAUUCGUAUGACGUCAAUGAAGCGCUGUAUCAUAUUAAUAAAAUGAUUCAAAUGACGUCAAAGUUGAAUAGUAUUAAUUGAGCUUUGUUUCUGAUUGGAUCAGAUUAUACCUAUGACGUCAAAGUUAUUCAUCAUGUUUGUUUCUGCGAGUAUUUUUUUUAUUAGAUGUUUUCUUUUUUGAAAGUUAAAAGCAGACAUUUAGCAUAUUACCUGAUUGGAAAGAUUAUUUGUAUGACGUCAAAGAUGAAGAGCAUAUAUGUAGCUUUGUAUUUUGUUGAAUAAGAUGAUUCAAAUGACGUCAAAGUUAAAUAACAUAAGUUAGCUUUGUUUCUGAUAGGAUCAGAUUAUUCAUAUAACAUCGAAGCUGUUCAUUGUGUUAGUUUCUGCGGCUUUGAUUGUAUGAUUAUAUAUAUUUGACGUUAGAAUUUAACUUCAUAUAUGUAACUGCGUAUCUAAUUAGAUUAGAUAAUACCUAUGCUGUUUUUAUUAAACAUCCUGCAUCAAAAAUACCUCACGUGUCGUCACCAGAAUGAUGUUGUUUGCUUCUAUUGCGAAACUAUAAAAUAGUUCAAGCGCUUGAAUGAUCGAUGCAUGAAUAGUUAUUUCCCCUUCGAUUUAACAUGUAAUUCCUUUAUAAACUAAAUCAUUCUUACUGUCAUACUAUUGCAGGUACAUUUAAUGAACAGUAUGAAACAUCAAGUUGUUAUAACGUUGAUUCCUCGUCAUACUGUCAUAAACUAUUGUGACAUUAUAAUUAUAGGGGCGUUAACGGAAUUGGUGAUUCAUGGAAAGAUGUAUGAAACAUUUGUGAAGACGUGAGGAUCUUGGAAUAAAUCAUGUAUUAACUAGAACAGAGUGCGCGAUGAUUUACUACAUAUCAUAAGAAUAGUGUGAUGACAUACUUCACUAAAUGCAUUCCAUAUGUUUUUUAUAUAUAUUUUAAAGGGUAUGAUUUUACAAAAAUUGUUUUACUCUAUUGGUCAUGUCAUGUCAUAUUAUAUUUUGCUACUGUUAUUUUUCCAGUCAUACUUAUGGCACGUUUCUUGACUUUGAUAUUCUAGUGUUUAUAUUUUACCUGAUGACACUAGUACCUGACCUCAAGAGUCAUUUUUCAAUCGCCUUGUCAUUAUUUUUAUUUAUAAAUAUUCUUUUUCUUAAAGAUGCAAGAAUAUCUGUUUUAUUGGAUAAUAAACAAAUUGAACUAUUUUAA
Molecule: messenger RNA, 5417 nt
Organism: Mizuhopecten yessoensis (Yesso scallop)
Lineage: Eukaryota; Metazoa; Mollusca; Bivalvia; Pectinida; Pectinidae
Product: beta-1,4-galactosyltransferase 2-like
Exons: 6
Coding region: 1078-1608 (176 amino acids)
Biological process (GO): carbohydrate metabolic process; glycosphingolipid biosynthetic process
Molecular function (GO): N-acetyl-beta-glucosaminyl-derivative 4-beta-N-acetylgalactosaminyltransferase activity
Source: RefSeq, a predicted model, not a curated record